This is a messenger RNA of Trematosphaeria pertusa, 1892 nucleotides long. RefSeq lists its product as uncharacterized. Gene Ontology annotation, biological process: negative regulation of canonical Wnt signaling pathway. The transcript has 2 exons. The record is from RefSeq and is a predicted model, not a curated record. The coding region runs from base 444 to 1721 and encodes 425 amino acids. NCBI's taxonomy places the organism in Eukaryota, Fungi, Ascomycota, Dothideomycetes, Pleosporales, Trematosphaeriaceae. Gene Ontology annotation, molecular function: co-receptor binding; receptor antagonist activity.
CAUCCUCCACCCUUUAACCAUGCCCCGCACCAAUAAGAGAUGCCUUCAAUCCGUCUCCGCCGCCAGCCGUGCCACAGCGUCCUGAGCAAUCAGGAACCGCUUUGCACACUUCACCUCCCAGAUGCCGAGAAGCUGGUCAGUUGACUGCUCGCAUCUCAAAACACUGUGGUGAAGACUGCUCCCACCGGCUGAGUAUGUGGCAACUGCCUAUCUUAAGGUCCUCUUAUCACUACGGAAUUGAAGCAUUCAUUAUAAAUAAGUCGAGUUGUGAGUUCCUCAUCAUGCAGUCAAGAAGCUGUCUCUUCGAAGCAGCACCAGUUUGCAUCAGCUGUAUCUUUUCAACGUUUCUCCUCUUCCCCAUAAUACUUCUUGUCCUACUUUCUCUUCCCAUCUGAAGUUUCAUCGAUACUCUACUCUUACGUCUACUUCAACUUCAACCAGCCAUGAAGCUAUCCAGUCUCACUGUGGCUGCGGCCCUUAUCCUGGCCGCGAACUCCUUCGUUAUCCCUCGUCAGGAGUCUUGCACCACGGAGAACGACUGCGAAGGCGACCUUUACUGCAAGAAUGGCGUUUGCACCGCUCUUGGCCAACCAGGAGACCAGUGCGAUACGAACGACGAUUGCGAUGGCGAAACUCCUUGCAUAAACGGCGUCUGCGGGACCGGCGAAGAAGAUCCUAACACCUUACAGCCCGAAGGCGGGUCCUGUUCGGCUGAUGAAGAGUGCGAGGGCGAUCUCGCCUGCUUGGGCGGUAUCUGCACGGCCCUACAACCCGAGGGCGGCCCAUGUACAGCGAACGAGGAAUGCGAGGGCGAACUCUCCUGUCAGUCCGGUGUUUGCGCCACAGAGGGAGAGGAUCCCAAUACCGUCCAGCCUGAAGGCGGUCCCUGCUCGGCCGAUGAAGAGUGCGAAGGCGAACUGGCUUGCUUAAGCAACAUCUGCACAGCCCUACAGCCGGAAGGGGGUCCAUGCACGGCAAACGAGGAAUGUGAGGGCGAACUCUCCUGUCAAGCCGGUAUUUGCACCGCGGAAGGCGAAGAUCCGGGUACUACGGGCCAAGAAGGAGACCCAUGUACGACGAACGAAGAGUGUGAGGGCGAUCUGAUCUGCACAGCCGGAAUUUGCGCCCAGGGUGAUCCCAAUACUUUGGGAGGAGAAGGAGACCUGUGCUUCGCUGACGAAGAGUGCCAACCAGGCCUGACCUGCGUCAACAACUUGUGUGCAGCGGGGGCUUCCGGUUACGAUUUCAGGGUUCUUUUCCCCGGCGCAACCUCCGUCUACCAUGUCGACAGCGGCGCCAUCGAGUUCAACACUGGCCACGGUCUUGUCUCCAAGACCCAAGGCUCCGGGGCGGACACCAGCGCCCUCGUAACUUUCGCCUUCCCAGCCGAUGUCGCGAACAAGCAAUGCGAGUUCUUCCUCGAGCUAGACAACGCUGCCUUGCACCUCGUCUACGCAUCUGGCAGUCAGAAAGUGGACGUCUUCUCAAGCUUGUAUCCCGCCGCAGAAGAUAGAAAUGAAUGGGGUCCGGGAAAUGGACGCAAUCAGCAUAUGGGCAGGAUGAACGUUGUUGACGGCGGGUUCUCGACGGCUGAAUGGGGUCUCACGUUCCCGUGUCCGGCUAGCCAGACGUUGGGCUAUGAGGUCGUCGCAACGGGCGAUUCGCAGCAUGUUGAAUGGUGGGAGCCUGCGGAUGGAUUGAGGGUGAAGGUGCUGGAGUAAAGCGAUGUCUUUAGGUCCUUUGAGCGGCUAAGUGUCGGCGGAACACUGGCUUCUAAAUUGGCAUUCGCUUCGUUAGCGCUUCGUUUGUAAUGUAUUUCAUUGCAGAAUUCGAUUUUGCUCCGAUAUGUAUGGUUCUCCGCUAUGUUAAACUUGCGCGACGUGCGUAUCGAG